Molecule: messenger RNA, 441 nt
Organism: Saccostrea cuccullata (small rock oyster)
Lineage: Eukaryota; Metazoa; Mollusca; Bivalvia; Ostreida; Ostreidae
Product: ryncolin-4-like
Exons: 4
Source: RefSeq, a predicted model, not a curated record
AUGGAUGGCUCCACGGAUUUCCAAGGGAAAAAGUGGGCAGAUUAUGCGAAAGGGUUCGGAAAUCCGGCAGUGUUGAAUGUCAAACAGAAAAUUGUUAUUCAAAGACGCAUGGAUGGCUCCACGGAUUUCCAAGGGAAAAAGUGGGCAGAUAAUGCGAAAGGGUUCGGAAAUCCGGCAUCAGAAUAUUGGCUGGGAAAUGAUGCAAUCCAUGCUCUUACUAAAACUGGGAACCAGAAGUUACGGAUAGAUGUGGCCAGAUUUUCAGGAGUUAGUGGAAACGCUACAUAUUCAACCUUCAUUGUCAACAAUGCAGCAAACAAAUAUAAACUCACCGUUGGAGGAUAUAAGGGGUCUUCUGGAUUCAAAGAUAACCUGUCCUACCAUAAUGGCAUGUAUUUCUCCACCACUGAUACUGAUAAUGAUAAGUAUGGGGAUCCCUGU